Messenger RNA from Pristis pectinata (smalltooth sawfish), 1366 nucleotides. RefSeq names its product C-C chemokine receptor type 9-like. NCBI's taxonomy places the organism in Eukaryota, Metazoa, Chordata, Chondrichthyes, Rhinopristiformes, Pristidae. Gene Ontology annotation, molecular function: chemokine receptor activity. The coding region runs from base 108 to 764 and encodes 218 amino acids. The record is from RefSeq and is a predicted model, not a curated record. The transcript has 3 exons. Gene Ontology annotation, biological process: chemotaxis; G protein-coupled receptor signaling pathway; immune response. Gene Ontology annotation, cellular component: membrane.
GUGAGAUACUUAACACUCAAGCAAGGAACACACAUCAACCGUUACCUAAAUUGGAAAUUUUCCAUAAUUGUGGUCUGUUCUACAGAUUCAGUUCCUGGUGCCCAACUAUGGAAUAUUAUGAUUAUGGAUAUUAUGAAUAUAAUGAAAGCAGCACAUCUGUUAAUGAUGCAGAGACAUUUUGUGAUAAUUCCGAAGUUACAGAUUUUAAGGGAGUUUAUAUGCCCAGUUUAUAUGCAAUCAUAUUUGUGGCAGGGCUUCUGGGCAAUUCUUUGGUCAUUGUGAUAAAGGUCCUUUAUGAGAAACUGAAGACCAUAACAGAUCUCUACAUGAUGAAUCUAGCAAUUGCUGAUUUGAUCCUACUUUGCACCCUGCCACUCUUGGUAGUUGAUGCACAGAUUGGAUGGACUUUCGGAACUUUUAUGUGCAAAGUUGUAAAUGGCGUGCACACCGUCAACUUCUAUAGUUGUAUAUUUAUACUUACCUGUAUGACCAUUAACAGGUAUCAUGCCAUUGUUCAAGCAACAAAAAUGCCAAAAUAUAAAAUAAUACAUGGGCGACCAAAACUGAAUACAAUAUUCCAAAUGCAGCCUCACCAAUGUCUUGUACAACUGCAAUAUAACAUCCCAACUUUUAUACUCAAUGCCCUGACUGAUGAAAGCCAGUGUGCCAAAAGCUUUCUUCACCACCCUGCCUACUUUCAAGGAUGCCACUUUCAGGGAAGUGAGAAGCAAAGAGUAGUAAGAAGCAAAAGAAUGAGAAAAUGAUGAAACUGAAAUGCAAGUUUGAUACUCUGUAAAAAAAAAUUAAAAAUAUGCCUUUCUGCAAAUUCUCAGAAUACUUUAUGAAUUAAAUUUUAAACUGAACUCUUAAGAAUUCCUUGAGACACAAGAGACUGCAGAUGCUGGAAUCUGGAGCAACAGACAAAAUGCUGAAGGGACUCAGUUGGUCAGGCAGCAUCUCUGGAGGGAAAUGGACAGUCGACGUUUCAGGUGACCUGAAAACAGACGUCAAAGAGCUUUCCCUCACAAAAGUGUGAAAAAAAGAGUAUGCUUUGGAUGUGUGGACUUUGUCCUUAGAAGCUUUUAGAAUAUCACUGUGAAACACCUUUUUUCAAGUAAGAUCUUUGGAUAUUCAAUGUUGAUCUUAAGAUAAAGUCUCAUUAUAAAUGUAUAAUUCUCUGGAAACAUUUGUUCAUACCCAAAAAAUUGAGGUAAACUACAGAUUGUAAUUAUUGAAAUUGUAUUUGAUUGCUUGUUAUUGCCUUCGUAUGUAAAAUAUAUGAAAACUCAAUGUAGUUUGAGUUUCCAGAGAUUCUUCAACCAGUUCUGUCCUGUGUGUUUGCUUGUGCUGAAUAAAGAACUGUUAU